CUGCAGGCCGGCAGGCAGGGUCAGGCUGCCUAAUCCAGUCCGGGUUUUACCAUGUGCCGCCCAGCCAGUCACCCAGCCCCAAGUCCGUGCCCUGAAAACUGCGGGAAUAGCCUGUCACCGCAAAACACUGUUGCGGUGUGCAAGGGACCUUGCCGAAGCGCCGGGCACCCAUCCUCCACUUCCCUCACAGUUGAGGACGCCCAAGGAAACAGGAGAGGGGUUAUUUGUACGGAGUUUCGGUUUGGGAGCGUCCUACUCCGCGACAAGAAACGGGCCGCAGGGGUUAAAAAAAGCUUCCGGUGGAUAAACCGGAAGUGCCUGAGCGGGGCGCGCUGGCUAGGGCGGAACUUGAAGGGCGGAGCCUGUGGCUGGGGCAGUGCGGGCCCCGGCGGGUCUGCUCCCUAAGCUCUCUGGGUAAGGCCGAAGACGGCCUCUCUGACUGUCAGUGCCGUGUGAGGCCCGGCUGAGGCUGUGUCCUCUGACUUGUCUUUGGAAUCCACACGUGGUCCCCACUGUUGUGGCUGGUUUGGUGCCCUGUUGAGGUGCACAGGCACUAGAGUAAUGGCAGGGAGUCUCCCUUGGGUGGCAAGUAGGAGCCUCUGGGGCUGGAUGCCCUUGGCCUGCAGAAACCUCUCUCAGGGUGUUCCGCUAUUGGCCGGUGCAAGGCUUACGCCUCCAUCCCCCAGAGUGGUCGAUCGCUGGAACGAGAAGAGGGCCCUGUUUGGUGUAUAUGACAACAUCGGAAUCCUGGGGAACUUCGAAAAGCACCCCAAAGAACUGAUCAAGGGCCCGGUGUGGCUUCGAGGCUGGAGGGGAAAUGAAUUGCAGCGCUGCAUCCGAAAGAAGAAAAUGGUGGGAAGCAGAAUGUUCGUUGAUGACCUGCACAACCUUAACAAACGGAUCAGCUACCUCUACAAACACUUUAACCGGCACGGGAAGUACCGCUAGAACAGAACCGGGGGCUCCGGAAGAGGCACACCUGUCACUCUGGAGGAGCAGAACAGGACUCGCCCUGGGAGGAAAGAGAUCUGUGUGCUCUCUGUAAUAAAAUGGGCCCUCUUUGGAAUGCAAUAUGCACAUUGUCUGUUCCUCACAGUGCUUCUUCUACUCAUUCAUGCAGAUUGAGUCUGUCUCAUCUUAAGUCCUAGGGUCUUCUGUUAAGACCUUACUUAUUACAGCCCAGUCAUACUUUUGGUCUUUAGAAGUACAACAAUUAGAAUCAUUGCAUGUUGACACUUUCUGA
This is a messenger RNA of Onychomys torridus (southern grasshopper mouse), 1243 nucleotides long. It is a transcript of the gene Mrpl51, whose product is annotated as mitochondrial ribosomal protein L51. Gene Ontology annotation, cellular component: mitochondrial large ribosomal subunit. Gene Ontology annotation, biological process: translation. Gene Ontology annotation, molecular function: structural constituent of ribosome. Bases 562 to 948 code for a protein of 128 amino acids. The transcript is spliced from 3 exons. The record is from RefSeq and is a predicted model, not a curated record. Lineage: Eukaryota; Metazoa; Chordata; Mammalia; Rodentia; Cricetidae.